UGAUGAUCAACGUUUCCCACGAUAGCGCCCAGUUUCAUCCAUGAUGGGAUAUAGGGGCUAUCCAUAAUUAUGCUCUUAAAGGUCUGAAUAUCUCUUUUUACUUUGUCUCAUGUCGCAGCAUGACCCUGUCCCAGCCACUCGAAACCUAUUACGAGUCUUUCAUCCGAAUGUUCUUACUACCGUGAUGCGUCUUGUGUCGUGGUCUUGAGAGGGCUUGGUGAUACGGGGCGGAUGAUGUUCGCAUCGUCCGAAGAUAGAAAGCUGCAAGAAUGAAUAUUACGGACCAUCAUAGUCCACGCUCAUCUAUGUCGUAACUCAUGAUACGAUAUCCCACAUGAGCGAGGCUCCUAGAGCUCCUACAAACCGGUAUUAAUGUUAUUUAUUUGCGGUCUAGCUCCUACUAGAUUCGAGCAACGGUGAUCCCCGCCGGCCGAAAGCUGAUUUCAUUCGUCACAUCUUCGUUGGGAAGUUGGACGACGUCACUCCACGUCGAUUUCAUUCUCGUUCUUGUACCUAAAACCUACAUCUUGCAUGUGCAAGUGAUCUCUCCUUACGAGCUAUUUCCCAGAUGCUUACAUCUACGGAAAUCAUCUCACUUGUCAAUUCUGGUAUAAUCGUUGAUACUAUCGCACUACCGCGUAAUGCUACGGUAUCUACCUCUUUAUUUCUCUUACCUACUUAAGCUAUCAAUAAUAACCUAAUCAACAUAAUAAAUUUUGAUGUACCUAACUCGACCACUCUUCCGAGCUUUGAGAAGUCAUCGUGUCAAUAGUGUCACAUUUCAUACCACGUCCAAGAUGUCGGCGACUUCCAAAUCCAAGUUCUCGCAUCUGCCACUAAGCACCAGUGGUCCAAUAGAAUGUGCAGUAUCUGGGACUGUCUUGCUGAACACCCCUUAUUUCAACCGUGGCUCAGCACAUUCAGCUGAAGAAAGGCGCGAGUUUAAUCUCACUGGUCUGCUACCUACCAGUAUCCAGACCCUAGAACAGCAAGUGGAGCGUGCAUACCAGCAGUACAUUUCGAGACAAGAUGACUUAGCCAAGAACACCUUCUUGACGUCGCUGAAGGAGCAGAAUUUGGUCUUAUACUUCAAGCUUUUGCAAGACCACCUGAAGGAAGUAUUUAGUGUUGUUUACACACCAACGGAAGGUGAUGCGAUUCAGAACUUCUCUCGGCUAUUCCGACGACCUGAAGGAUGUUUCCUUAACAUCAAUGAUAUCGGCAGAGUUCCGCAUGAUCUAGCCCAAUGGGGAAAGCCUGAGGAUAUAGACUACAUUGUCGUAUCAGACGGUGAAGAGAUCCUUGGUAUAGGAGAUCAAGGCGCAGGCGGAAUCCUAAUUUCAGUCGCAAAGCUCGUACUGACUACACUAUGCGCUGGAAUUCACCCUAACAGAACUCUGCCCGUCGUACUUGAUUGUGGAACGGACAAUGAGAAUCUACUCAACGAUGAUCUGUAUCUCGGCCUACGCCAGAAACGAGAGAGGGGGGAGAAGUACGACAAACUUGUCGACACCUUCGUUCAGUCUGCCCGAAAACUCUUUCCUCGUGCCUAUAUUCACUUUGAAGAUUUCGGGUUGGCGAAUGCACGCCGUAUAUUGGAUCACUAUAGACCGGAAAUCCCAUGCUUCAACGAUGAUGUCCAAGGCACUGGCUGCGUGUCUUUGGCGGCUAUCAUGGCCGGACUACACGUAACCAAGCAGAAGCUGCGGGACACCAAGAUAGUCAUCUUCGGCGCCGGCACCGCUGGUGUCGGUAUUGCCGACCAGGUACGUGACGCGAUUGCCGCCGAGAAGGGUAUCAGCAAGGAAGAAGCGGCAAAACAACUCUGGUUAAUCGACAAGCCUGGCCUCCUAACCACCCAAACUCAACUUGACCAUGGCCAACGUACCUACGCCAAAGAUGCGUCAGAAUGGGACAACAAAGAGCGCUCUCUCCUCUCCGUCAUCAAAGAAAUCCACCCGAACGUGUUAAUCGGGACCUCCACCGUCCCCAAAGCCUUCACCGAAGCCAUCGUGAAGGAAAUGGCAGCCGGCACCCCGCGCCCCGUCAUCCUACCCCUCUCAAACCCAACCCGUCUGCACGAAGCCGUACCAUCCGACAUCCUAAAGUGGACCGAGGGCCGCGCUCUCGUAGCCACGGGCUCCCCCUUCGACCCCGUAAAAGGGCCCUGGGGCAAGGACGGCGAGGACGUAGAGAUCGAGGUCGCGGAGUGCAACAACUCGGUCGUCUUCCCCGGCAUCGGGCUCGGCGCCGUGCUCUGCCGCGCCAACAGGGUGACGGAUAAGAUGCUGGUGGCCGCGGUCCGCGGCGUCGCGGCCCUGAGCCCCGCGCUGAAAGACGACACGGCGCCCCUGCUCCCCGGCGUCGAGGACGUGCGAGCCGUUAGCGUGCGCGUCGCGCGCGAGGUCAUACUGGCUGCGGUGGCAGAGGGCGUCGCGACGGAGGAGGGUAUCCCGACUGCGGUCGAGGGCGAGGAGGGUUUGGAUGAGUGGAUUCGCGAGCAGAUGUGGGAUCCGGUGUAUCGGCCCUUGAAGCGCGUUGAGCCGGAGGGCGCGAGUCGGGCCGCGAAGGCGGAGUUGAAGGUUGUGGGGAGUUUGGAGCUUGAGGGUCUGGAUGGGAAUGGGGAUGGGGAUGGCGGGAAGAAGUAGUGCUCUUGCUGCGUGUUGAUGUGAUCAUAAACACAGGCGUUUCUUCGUUCCUUACCUUAGCAUAGAACGACCUUCAUCUUCCGUGGGUACGGUGAGUGUGGGUGGAUAUGAGGAGGACCUGGUACUAGACCUAGACAGUUGUCUUGAACGGUACAGUCGGUAGAUUACCUACCUAGUAGCUAUUCUAUACAUGUGCAUUUUAAAAUAAAU
Molecule: messenger RNA, 2858 nt
Organism: Annulohypoxylon truncatum
Lineage: Eukaryota; Fungi; Ascomycota; Sordariomycetes; Xylariales; Hypoxylaceae
Exons: 5
Coding region: 720-2648 (642 amino acids)
Biological process (GO): malate metabolic process; pyruvate metabolic process
Cellular component (GO): mitochondrion
Molecular function (GO): malate dehydrogenase (decarboxylating) (NAD+) activity; NAD binding
Source: RefSeq, a predicted model, not a curated record